This is a messenger RNA of Patella vulgata (common limpet), 4203 nucleotides long. RefSeq lists its product as uncharacterized. Gene Ontology annotation, cellular component: lysosome. Lineage: Eukaryota; Metazoa; Mollusca; Gastropoda; Patellidae. The coding region runs from base 131 to 4021 and encodes 1296 amino acids. Gene Ontology annotation, biological process: sphingolipid metabolic process. The record is from RefSeq and is a predicted model, not a curated record. The transcript has 40 exons.
ACGAUUGAGCUAGAAAAUGAUCAUGUGGUCGAUAAAGGUUAUCUUUAUGGGAUGAAAGUCCGUAUUUAUAACUCGGCCCACUUUUUCACUUUGAUGAGUUUACCUGGCAGAGAAGACCGUACCAGGAAUCAUGUUGAAGUUAGCAUGUAUUCUAGCCAUUGCAGCAUUAGUGUCAGGUUCCCCAAUUUCUACCAUAGAGAAAGCUGAAAAUGAAAUAACAUGUAGUAUUUGUACACAUAUAAUAACCAACAUACAUGAUGCUUUAAUUGACAAACAACAUCAGAGUCGAAUAACUGAGCGUUUACUGUCUUUGUGUAACAAUUUAAACACAGAAGAAAAAGAAGAAUGUGAACUAAUUAUACAUAGUGCUGGUGAUGAUACCAUGGGUAGUAUGGCAGAAGAAAUGAGACCUGAAGAAUUUUGUGGUAUGUUGGGUUUCUGUCAGGCAGAACCCCAGCAGAUGAAACCAGUAGUAAUACAACAAGUUAGAGAAACCCCUGAAGAGGGAGCAGCAGGAUGUGAAUUGUGUGAGUUUGUGGUUCAACUUAUUGAUGGAUUCGUUCAACAAAAUUCUUCUGAAGCAGCCAUUAAUGCUACAAUUUAUAAAGUCUGUAACUCAUUACCUGAUCCAAUUAAAUCUACAUGUUUGGGCUUUGCUCCUGAAUUGGUGAAAGUUUUGUCUGCUGGAUUUGACCCAAAAGAAGCCUGUACUAAAAUAAAACUCUGUGAUGGUUUGUAUAAUUAUCAUUAUAUAGAUCACACUAUUCAAUUAAUUUGUGUAUUAAUUAAAACGAAUGAUAAUUUUAUUGUAGGAUACAGAGAACCUACGAUGGAUUCUACCUUGUGUGAGUUAUGCCAGUCUCUAGUUGAAAUGAAUGUAUUUGGAGAUGUAACAAAUGGAUUCUGUUUUAAACUAAAGACUUGUCAAUCUGUCAAUAAAUCUGUAAAACAAGGUCAACAACCUACAGAUAGUCCUGGAUGUGAGAUUUGUCAGUUUGUGGUACAGAUAGUGGAUUCAUAUCUUGAUGAAAAUAGGACUGCUGCAGCUGUAAAUUCAACUCUGUAUAAAGUGUGUAAUUCUUUACCUGAUCCAAUCAAAUCAACAUGCUUAACUUUUGCUCCAAACUUGGUGAAGGUUUUAACUGAAGGAUUUGAUCCUAGAAGAGCAUGUACGGAUAUCAAAUUAUGUCAAGCUGGAGCUGUCUUUAAAAGUAAAUUUGAAGACUGUGAUUUGUGUCGUGACUCUAUUAAAUUGAUAGCUGGCUCACAGGAAUCUGAAAGAGUUUGUGAAUCUGCCAACAUCUGCCCUAAACAAGAAAAAAAGAAUGUUCAGGGAGCAGGAUGUGAAUUAUGUGAAUUUGUGGUUCAACUUUUUGAUGGAUUCGUUCAACAAAAUUCUUCUGAAGCAGCCAUUAAUGCUACCAUUUAUAAAGUCUGUAACUCAUUACCUGAUCCAAUUAAAUCUACAUGUUUGGGCUUUGCUCCUGAAUUGGUGAAAGUUUUGUCAGCUGGAUUUGACCCAAAAGAAGCCUGUACUAAAAUAAAACUCUGUGAUGGACAGACUAAAGAAAGUAUUAAAGAGAUAUUAUCUUGUGAUGGAUGUAAAAUAACAGCUGGUAUAUUGUUGGGUGAGGACAAAGUGAAUAUUUGUGAAAAGACAGAAGCUUGUAAAAAUAAAGAAGAUCCAAUUCCUGUUCAAACUAAAGAUGAUAUAGAUGUUGAGGGAGCAGCAGGAUGUGAAUUGUGUGAGUUUGUGGUUCAACUUAUUGAUGGAUUCGUUCAACAAAAUUCUUCCGAAGCAGCCAUUAAUGCUACAAUUUAUAAAGUCUGUAACUCAUUACCUGAUCCAAUUAAAUCUACAUGUUUAGGCUUUGCUCCUGAAUUGGUGAAAGUUUUGUCAGCUGGAUUUGAUCCAAAAGAAGCCUGUACUAAAAUAAAACUGUGUGAUGGACAAACUAAAGAGAAAAUUCCUGUUCAGACUAAAGAUAAUAUAGAUGUUAAGGGACCUGGAUGUCAAUUAUGUGAAUUUGUGGUUCAACUUAUUGAUGGAUUCGUUGAAAAGAAUUCUUCUGAAGCAGCCAUUAAUGCUACCAUUUAUAAAGUCUGUAACUCAUUACCUGAUCCAAUCAAAUCUACAUGUUUGGGCUUUGCUCCUGAAUUGGUGAAAGUUUUGUCAGGUGGAUUGGAUCCAAAAGAAGCCUGUACUAAAAUAAAACUCUGUGAUGGACAAACUGAAGAGAAAAUUCCUGUACAAACCAAAGAUAAUAUAAAUGUAAAGGGACCUGGAUGUCAAUUAUGUGAGUUUGUGGUUCAACUUAUUGAUGGAUUUGUUGAAAAGAAUUCUUCUGAAGCAGCCAUUAAUGCAACCAUUUAUAAAGUUUGUAACUCAUUACCUGAUCCAAUUAAAUCUACAUGUUUGGGCUUUGCUCCUGAAUUGGUGAAAGUUUUGUCAGGUGGAUUGGAUCCAAAAGAAGCCUGUACUAAAAUAAAACUCUGUGAUGGACAAACUGAAGAGAAAAUUCCUGUUCAAACCAAAGAUAAUAUAGAUGUAAAGGGACCUGGGUGUCAAUUAUGUGAGUUUGUGGUUCAACUUAUUGAUGGAUUUGUUGAAAAGAAUUCUUCUGAAGCAGCCAUUAAUGCUACCAUUUAUAAAGUCUGUAACUCAUUACCUGAUCCAAUUAAAUCUACAUGUUUGGGCUUUGCUCCUGAAUUGGUGAAAGUUUUGUCAGGUGGAUUGGAUCCAAAAGAAGCCUGUACUAAAAUAAAACUCUGUGAUGGACAAACUAAAGAGAAAGCUCCUGUUCAAACUAAAGAUAAUAUAGAUGUUAAGGGACCUGGAUGUCAAUUAUGUGAGUUUGUGGUUCAACUUAUUGACGGAUUCGUUCAACAAAAUUCUUCUGAAGCAGCCAUUAAUGCUACAAUUUAUAAAGUCUGUAACUCAUUACCUGAUCCAAUUAAAUCUACAUGUUUGGGCUUUGCUCCUGAAUUGGUAAAAGUUAUAUCGUCAGGUUUAGAUCCAAAAGAAGCCUGCACUAAGAUAAAACUUUGUGAUGGUCAAACAAACAUACAUAAUGUACAAAAAAAGGUUGGAAAUGCUGGUUGUGAAUUCUGUGAAUUAUUGGUGAAACAAGUUGACCAAAUUUUACAAAGUAAUACAUCAGUACCAGCUAUCAACGCUACCUUAGAUAAAAUCUGCAAUUCUUUACCUCCUACUUUUAAAGCUCUGUGUGAAAGCUAUGCCCCAGCUUUAGCAAAAGCACUAGAGAAUGGUUUUGAUCCUGUUAAAGCUUGUUCGGAUAUUCGUGUAUGUCUUGAUGAUUCUGAAAAGAGAGAAAAUGAAUGGAAGUAUGCUGUCUGUGAUGUCUGCCAUUCCGAAAUGAAAAUUAUAUUCCCAGAGGAUUAUAAGAAAUGGUGCCUACCUGCAUGUGAUGUUCUAAAGAAUGAUAAUACACCCAUAAAAGUUGUGUCACAUGUUGCUGACAAUGCUGUUCGAAGAGUUGAGGAAAAAGGUGUUGGUUGUGAAUUGUGUAAAUUGAUCGUUCAGGAAGUCGAUACCUAUUUAGAACAAAAUCGUUCUGAGGCUGCUGUUAAUGCUACUUUAUAUAAAGUGUGCGAUAGUCUACCUGCUGCUUUCAAAACUCUGUGUUUGGGAUAUAUACCUACUUUAGAAAAAGCUUUACGCAAUGGUUUAGAUCCUCUUCAAGCAUGUACAGAAAUUCACGUCUGCACAAACAGUACAAUGAGUCGAAUAGUGAGGAGUACAGAAGGAUUUUCUUUUGGUGAAGUCAAAUGUGAUUUAUGUAGAGACAUCAUGAGAUCUUUAGAUACAGAUGUAUUUAAAGAUGAGGCGACAGUAAAACAAGGUAUUGAUAAUAUAUGUGAUCGUUUACCACAACCAGCUAAAGAUCAGUGUCGAAAUGAAGUCGAUCCAAACUGGAAGAAAUUCUGGAAUAAUCUUGUAAAUGUUGUGGCAUCCCCUGACCAUGUGUGUGAUCUUCUUACCUUGUGCAAAAAAUCAUAACUCAUAAUAACAUGAUACAUUUAUUAAGAUUACCUUGUGUAUUAGACUAUAGUACUAAAAUCACUAACAUUGUUUUGUAGAAUGAUGAAUAUAUUUCUGGAUUGAGCUUAUAAUAAUAUUAAGUAUAUUCUAUGUUGAGUGAUGCUUGUUUGUUAUUUCAACUAAUAAAGAAUUACAUUCAU